[Candida] anglica is the source of this 1476-nucleotide messenger RNA. Lineage: Eukaryota; Fungi; Ascomycota; Pichiomycetes; Serinales; Debaryomycetaceae. The record is from the annotation of a GenBank genome assembly.
AUGUUGGCACCACUUCGUAAUAGUCUCCGGUGUUCCGUCAGGGCAUGCACGCCCCUCGUCGUGGCCCGCCGCCUCCUCUCCACAACGACGCCAACAGCGACUGGAGCCGCCUCUGCUACUGCUGGCUCUGGCGACGUUGCCGCCUCGGGCAGCACUAAGAAAUACCCCCCAACUAUCACCCUCCACGGGAAAACAUACCCGACCGAUGAAUGGACAAAUAUCCCACCGUUCAUUCUCUCGCUAGCGGCAAGAGAAGUGCCCCACCACUUGAACGAAAACCACCCAAUUGGGAUCCUUCGGGAUUUAAUUGAAACCAAAUUCCGAGGAAUGGGGUACACUUUUUACAAUAAUUUUGCGCCUGGAGUGCUGACAUUUGAAAAUUUUGAUGUUUUAGGAUUUCCCGAGGAUCAUCCAGGAAGAUCAAAAUCUGAUACAUAUUAUCUCAAUAAGGGAAAUUUAUUGCGCACUCACACUUCUGCGCAUGAACAUGAAUGUUUCCAAAACUGUGACACUUCCGGGUAUAUCAUUACUGCUGACGUGUACCGGAAGGAUGAGAUUGAUCGUACCCAUUAUCCAGCGUUCCAUCAGAUGGAAGGUGCCAUGACAUGGUCUCAACUGGACGCCAAUGUAGAGGAACAGAUCCAAGCAGCAAUUGAUGCAAUCCCAGAAACAAACAUUAUUGUUGAAGAUCCAUUCCGGUCGGAACCUGCGAAUUCCGGGAAUCCAAAACAAUCAUACAUGACCGGAAUUCAAUGUCAAUUGGUGAGCGUACAUUUGAAAAAAACUUUAGAAUUUUUAGUGCAUACCGUUUUCGAGGCGGCACGUGAGAGCGCGCGGUUGGCCGGAUCUCAAGAACCGUAUUUGAAUGAACCCCUUAAAGUUCGUUGGGUGGAAGCUUAUUUCCCCUGGACUAGUCCCUCCUGGGAGAUUGAAGUUUGGUGGAAGGGUGAAUGGCUUGAAUGUUGUGGAUGUGGCCUUGUUCAACAACAAGUCUUACUCAAUUCUGGACUCGAUAACCAACAAUUUGGAUGGGCCUUUGGAGUUGGGCUUGACCGGAUUGCCAUGUUAUUGUUUGGAAUUCCGGACAUCCGACUCUUCUGGACACAAGAUCCGAGGUUUGCCAACCAAUUCUCUCAGGGCAAAAUCACCACUUUUAAACCAUAUUCGAAAUAUCCCUCCAUCAAGAGAGAUGUGGCGUUUUGGCAUCAAUUGGACAGCGGUGCUGACAAUGCGCAAUUUGAAGGACUUCAUGCCAAUGAUGUGAUGGAGAUUGUUCGCACUUACGGGGGCGAUUUGGUCGAGAACGUCACGUGCAUCGACGAGUUUACCCACCCGAAAACAGGGAGAAAGAGUCAAUGUUACCGUAUCAAUUACCAAUCAAUGGACCGGAACUUGACCAAUGAAGAGAUCAAUUCGAUUCAAGAAAAAGUAGAAAAGGAUUUGGUUAAAUUUUUCGGAGUUGAAGUUAGAAAGUAG